Parnassius apollo (apollo) is the source of this 417-nucleotide messenger RNA. The record is from the annotation of a GenBank genome assembly. NCBI's taxonomy places the organism in Eukaryota, Metazoa, Arthropoda, Insecta, Lepidoptera, Papilionidae.
AUGAAAUAUUUUGUCGCAGUACUGUGCCUAGUGGCAUGUGUGGUAGCUGAAGAAAACGCACGCGAGAAGCGCGGCUACCUCGGAGGUCUGCACUCCGGUGGCUUCGGAAGCGGCUUGUCGCUCGGUGGUGGUUACUCCGGCCAUGGAGGCUACUCUGGCUCAAGCGGCUACUCCGCGCCCUCAGCUCGGCUCGUCACCGUCAACAAAGUUGUGAACGUCCCUAAAGUUGUGAGCGUACCCGAAGUAGUCAACGUGAAGAAGGUCAUUUCCGUGCCCCAAGUUAUAUCUGAAAACAGAUUAGUGUCCUCCGGCGGUGGAUACAGCAGUGGAUUUGGAAGCGGACUCGGCGGCGGACACAGCGGCGGAUACAGCAGUGGACUUGGAAUUGGACACGGUGGCUACUCCAGCGGCUGGUAA